Molecule: messenger RNA, 517 nt
Organism: Oppia nitens
Lineage: Eukaryota; Metazoa; Arthropoda; Arachnida; Sarcoptiformes; Oppiidae
Product: gamma-glutamylaminecyclotransferase C-like
Exons: 3
Coding region: 20-517 (165 amino acids)
Molecular function (GO): gamma-glutamylaminecyclotransferase activity
Source: RefSeq, a predicted model, not a curated record
AGUAAUAAAAUAGUUUUAAAUGGCUAAACAUUUAAUGUUUGUUUAUGGCACAUUAAAACGUGAUCAACCAAAUCAUUAUGUACUUAAAGAUAGCAAUAACGGUGUGGCCGAUUGUGUGGGCACUGGCUAUACGAUAGACAAGUGGCCACUGGUUAUUGCCACUAAGUAUAAUAUAACGCAAUUACUUUAUAAAAAAUUUAUUGGCCAUCAAAUAUUUGGUGAAAUCUAUGCGGUCGACGACCGUAUGCUCAGCCGUAUGAAUGAACUCGAAUGUCAUCCAAAGUUUUAUCGCCGAAUGACUAUUGAGAUUGAAAUGGACGACAUGUCCAGGAAGUCGAUGUCGACCUACUUUUUGACUGAUUUUAAGCCACAACUACUCGAGCUGGAGAUGUAUAACACGUAUGACACGUUUGGUAGUCAUGGACUCCGGUAUACAAAUGGAGUGGAAAGAGAUAACAGUGACGAAGCCAUCAAUAGGUUGGUCAACGAAAUCAAAAUUAUGCUAAAAGUGUUUUAA